UGUUAAUUACAAUUCCUGGCACGACGCUUAUCCGUGUAUCAAAUGUCAGUGACAGUGCCAAGUCUUAGUUUGGAGAAGUGUUAUAACCCAAAUAGUACCCUGUUAUUUCCAAAUAAUGACGACCCACAGUGACAGGUUAAUAGCCGGAUUAAAGGAUUUGUAUGAAUCUCAAGAAUUAAUAGAUGUUAUCUUAGUAGCAGACGAUAGACAUGUUCCUUGUCACAGAAAUAUACUGGCGGCAUGUAGCCCUUAUUUUAGGGCUAUGUUCACCAUGGAGGUUUGUGAAAGUGACAAAAGGACAAUCCAGUUACACGAAAUCAGUCCCGUAACAUUGACUACAAUAGUAGACUAUAUCUACACUGGACAAGUGGACAUAAACAAUUCGAAUGUCCAAUCUCUACUCACGGCAGCAAAUAUGAUGCAAAUCGAAAGUCUGACAAAUUUGUGUAUUGAACACACAGGGUCACAAGUGGACGUUGACAAUUGUGUCGAUGUUUUUAGUUUGGCAGAUGUCAAUGGGUUGGAGCAACUGAAGUCCACCACAAAACAGUUCAUUUUUGACCAUUUUGAAGAUGUGGCUCAAACGGACACGCUAUCAUUGAUUGACCUCGAUUUCAUGCUGGAAUUAAUGGCUGCCGACGAACUGAACACAGAAAAGGAAGAACGUGUAUUUGAGGUUUUGGAGCGCUGGGUGGAAUUUGAUUAUGAAGCACGUUCAAGAUAUUUUCCGAUUAUGUUUCAAUUGAUAAGACUACCACUUAUUGAAAAGGAUAUUCUUACCUCUAUUUUGGCCACCAACAGAUUGAUACGUGGUCAUCCAGACUGCCAGGAUUUGCUUGUUAGUGUGAUCAACAAGUCUACGUGUAGCUCAAGAAUAAAUUCGACGCUCAGAAAAGGAAUGUUUACCCGAAAAAUGUUGAUAUUUUCUGGUGGCACCAUUCAUGAAAACACGCGCUCAUUUACAUGUUUUGAUCCAGACACGCGCAAAAACUACAUCGGCAUUGAGCAGCAGCCGACAUUCGAUUCUCAGUUUAAAGUUGAUUAUUUUAAACUAAUCGUGGCUAAAGAUGCUACUAUUUUAUUCCUUGGUGGUAUUCUGUAUGAUAAGCAGAAACUGGAUGAACACUGCGCUGCAUUGACGACAGUUUAUAAAUAUGCGCAACAAGAACGCUCAUGGCUGACUUGUUCACCAAUGCAGCAGGGACGGUGCUCCUUUGCCGUCUGCAGUUAUCACGGGCGUGUUUAUGUGUUAGGUGGCGCUGCAUCUUAUCCACGUGGUCGCGCCAUUGAUCAUGUAGAGUUCUACGACACAGAAAUGGACACUUGGCAGAAAGUGGAACCGAUGCCCUUGGGCAUUAGUCAUCAUGCCGCGGCAACGUUUAGUGACUUCAUUUAUGUACUCGGGGGUAUCGACGAUGAUAAUGCUUAUCUCAACACCGUUUUGAUGUAUUCCAUUUCACGUGAUACUUGGACGCUUGUUCAGACGGAAUUGCUCAGGCCACGGGCUGACGGCAAUGCUGUUACUUAUCACGAAAAGAUUUAUCUGCUAGGCGGCGCCGAUAAACUUGCAAAUAACGUUACAAUGGAGAUAUAUGAUCCGGUUAGAAAUCGUUGGAGCUACGGGGCAGAUUUUCCAGAAGAGAGAAAAAUAAUGGCGUCAACGUUGUUCAGCGAUUGCAUAUAUGUCAGCGGCGGUUUCAAAUCUUUGCCCACGAGACCCGGUCAUUACCGACGGAGCCGAACAGUUGAAACACGAGACUUGUUUAAAUAUGACCUGAUGUCUAGUAAAUGGAGUCGUGAGGUCAAGAUGAUCCAGUAUGGCAGUAGCACCUGCUGUGUUGCGGCUACACUGAACAUAAAUUAUUUAAGCGAAAGUGAAUUUAUUAGUCAGGAAUGAACCACAAUAUCUUCAUCUUUGGUUUUUAUAUUAUUGUUUACACUACCAUGUUAUAAAAAGUUAAUAAGCCUACCGCCUUCCUU
Messenger RNA from Patella vulgata (common limpet), 1980 nucleotides. Its product is annotated as kelch-like protein 40. The coding region runs from base 116 to 1897 and encodes 593 amino acids. NCBI's taxonomy places the organism in Eukaryota, Metazoa, Mollusca, Gastropoda, Patellidae. The record is from RefSeq and is a predicted model, not a curated record. Gene Ontology annotation, molecular function: protein binding. The transcript has 3 exons.